Fopius arisanus is the source of this 833-nucleotide messenger RNA. RefSeq names its product 2-oxo-4-hydroxy-4-carboxy-5-ureidoimidazoline decarboxylase. Lineage: Eukaryota; Metazoa; Arthropoda; Insecta; Hymenoptera; Braconidae. Gene Ontology annotation, molecular function: 2-oxo-4-hydroxy-4-carboxy-5-ureidoimidazoline decarboxylase activity. Gene Ontology annotation, cellular component: peroxisome. The coding region runs from base 239 to 769 and encodes 176 amino acids. The record is from RefSeq and is a predicted model, not a curated record. Gene Ontology annotation, biological process: urate catabolic process; allantoin metabolic process. The transcript is spliced from 4 exons.
GGAGGAAAGUAUCAGUCGUGUAAAAGGGCACGUCAUGAUUUUCACCACAGGAAUGGGCAGACGUACAUUUUCACGAUGUGGGACGUUAAGAUAAGUCAUUCCUUCGUACUGAUAAUUUUCUGAACUUUGUACAGUUGUGUUUUGGUGUUUAUCGGGUGUACAUCAUUAAAGUUAAUUAGUCGUGAAGUUCCAGGCAACGCCUUCACCGCAUGCAGUGAAAUUUGUUAUAGGAGACAAAAUGGUAGGAGGUGGAGUGUUGAGCAUUCGAGAGGUAAAUGCACUUGAGAUUGAGCAAUUCGAGUGGUUAUUCGGUAAUAUUAUCGAACAUUGUCCGGAAGCUGCACGCGCAGCUGCUCUUCAGAGACCUUUUCGCAGAGUUGUAGACCUUAAGAUCGCAUUUUGUCAUUUUUUGGAUGGACUUGAUACGCGUGGGAAAGAAUCCGUGUUAUUCAAUCAUCCAGAUUUGGCUAGUAAACAUUCUGAUGGAAAGAAAUUGACACAAGAAUCUGAAACAGAGCAAAACACUGCAGGGAUUGACGCAAUGACGAGGGAGGAGAGACUGACACUGAAUAAUCUCAAUCAAAUGUAUAAGGACACUUUUUCAUUUCCCUUUGUCAUUUGCGCAAGGGAAAAUCGAGUGCAGACUAUUCUGACCGCGAUCGAAGAACGACUGAAAAAUUCCAGGGAAGUGGAAUUGAAGACUGGAAUUGAUGAAGUGAAGAAAAUUUCUAGUUUAAGAAUCAACGACCUGGUGUGGCCUGACGCAUGACCGCAUACAUAGAAUUAUGUUUUUUUAUAAAUUUUGGAAAUAAAUUUUUAUUCAGCUGCAUAAA